Vespula vulgaris is the source of this 4694-nucleotide messenger RNA. Its product is annotated as PX domain-containing protein kinase-like protein. Gene Ontology annotation, cellular component: early endosome; late endosome; extrinsic component of endosome membrane. Gene Ontology annotation, molecular function: protein kinase activity; ATP binding; phosphatidylinositol binding. NCBI's taxonomy places the organism in Eukaryota, Metazoa, Arthropoda, Insecta, Hymenoptera, Vespidae. The transcript is spliced from 7 exons. The record is from RefSeq and is a predicted model, not a curated record. Bases 399 to 2141 code for a protein of 580 amino acids. Gene Ontology annotation, biological process: endosome to lysosome transport; protein phosphorylation; protein targeting to lysosome.
UUUUAAAAAAUAAUUUAUGAUAAUAUCUAUUAUUAUAUGCUUCGUAUUACCGAUCGUAAAUAUCUAUGAUCAAUCGUCUGUUUUCCGGUUUUAUUUUAUUUCGAAUAGAUAGUAGGAGAUAUAAUAGUUCUUGGUUGUGACGUUAGUGGGCGACGAAUUAAUAAGAUGGUUGUUGAGGAUUGAUGCUUCAUCUAAAUCACGUAUGCUAUUGUCAGCGAAAUUAAAUACCAGGGAGAAUCUUCGAUAACAGUGAGGUCAAUGUUAUCACUGAAUUUACGUUUACCAAUGCUGAAAUGAAGCUAAAGCAUGUUAUAUAUGGUCACGCGUGGAUUUUACGCGGAAUAUUGUCGCAGAUCGCCCCUCACGGGCUCUGCGUUUCAUCGGAUUAAUAUCAAUCAAUGGCUUUAUUUGAGAAGAGGUAUACUAAUAAAGUAUUGCUAGAUGAUACAGAGAAGUUGACAAGUGUUAUUGAAAAUGCUAGAACAAUCAACGGACAUACGGAAUAUGUAAUUAGAGUACAACGUGGUCCUCUACCUGAAAAAACGUGGAGAGUGAGCAAACGUUACAAUGACUUCGUUCAACUUAAUGCAGUUUUAUCAUUAUCAGGCAUUGACUUGCCAUUACCUCCUAAAAAGAUCAUUGGAAACAUGGAGCCUGACUUUAUAGCUCAACGUCAACUAGCUUUACAGAAUUAUUUAAAUAUCGUACUAAUGAAUCCCAUAUUGGCAUCAUCUCUUCCUAUGAAAAAAUUUUUAGAUCCUGAUAAUUAUACAACGCCGCUACAUGAAAUAGCAUUACAGCAAGUGUCACUAGCUUUAAGAAGUGAUGCUAAUUUCGAAGUUGGGAAAGCUAUUCCUGAUAUGGGAUGGCGGUUAAGAAAAUAUUACUAUACUGUUAAAAAUCGUCAACAUCCAAAGCAAGAAUAUUUACUUGCUUGGGUAGAAUUUGGACCAGAUAAGCAUCUUCAGGACAAAGAUAUGCAAGGAGUUUUCAAAAGUCUGGGCACUUUGAAACAUAAUUACAUUGAACCAAUAGUUCAUCAACAUGUAACAGAGAAUGGAGCUCUUAUGAUAAGAAAUUUUUGUCCAAUGGGUACACUGCGUGAUAUACUUUGUAUGACCAAACCUAAGCAGUCAUUUAUAAAAAAGUAUGGAAAUCCAAAACAAGUUAAAUCACUCACACUACCUGAAGUUACUACUUAUGGUUAUCAGAUUUUGGAAGCACUGAGUUUUUUACAUGAGAAAGGAUUACCUUAUGGGCAUCUACAUACGGGCAAUAUACUAUUGACACAAGGAUGUGCUAAGUUAUUAGAUAUAGAGAAUGGCCUUUUGGGUUUACCAGCAUUUUAUAGGCCUUAUGUCGUUCAGAGAAGAAAGCUCCAUGCUACGACUCAAGUGGAUGUCUAUUCGUUUGGACAUGUAUUAUAUGAGAUGGCAUUUGGCAGACCAUUAUUGGAAGCAAUGUGUUCUGAAAUGCCAACUUGUGAUAUGACGUUAAAAAAUCUACUGGAGGUAAUUUUAUCACCAGAGGCUCUCAAGCAGGACUUACCCAAGGUUCAACAUUUGCUAGAGCAUCCAUUUUUUGAAACAGUGCGACGUGCAAACCUUGCUAUCACUUCGAUAGAAAAACCACAUUUUAAACUUAGUAAUCAUCUGAAGGAAGCUUUGCAAGAAGCAAUGAAUAAAGCAGAGCAAAGAUUGAGAGAUGAACAAAAGGUAGCUAGACAUCAGAAAAGGCUUGUGAAGGUUCAAGAAUUAAUGAGCUCUGAAGAAGAAAUGAAAAAACGGAAACAAAAAUUGAAAAAGGAGCAAAAACUAGCACAGGAACAACAAAUGUUAAAUCAAUUGGGAACAAAUGGUACAAAACAAGUAAAUGGUAAAAGUUCAGAAAGAUCUGAUAGCCCUACGAGUACAUCUACAGCUACCAGUGUUGGAACUUUAACGCCACCAUCGCUUGGUUUUACAGAAAUGCCACAUGGUGAUGUACCUGUUAAAAACAAUCCAUUACCAGCAUCUGUAUCAUCUGGUGGAGCAGCAGAACCCCCUAUAUCAAAAGCAGGCAACGAACGUGCAGCUUUACUCGGAAGUAUCUGUUCUUUUGAUAAAAGUAAACUUCGUAGAAUUGUCAAUGGUAACCAUUAGAGAACCUUCUCAAAGAACAAAUCAUUUCGUAAGUAAUGUUGUUUUUUUUCUUGUUAUAAGAAUAUGCGAGUUUAUUGGAUUAAAGAAAUGUUUGUUCUAUGUGAGACAAAUUUAAGUACAACAUUUUAAAAUUAUUUAGUAUUGCAAGUACCACUCUGUGUACAGAAAUCUACUAAAUUAUGGGUGUACUGGUAAAAAGUAAUGUAGAGGAAAUAUUACAAGAAAAAAAAUAUAUAUAUAUAUAUAUAAUUACAUACAGUAUUCUAACAAAAAGAUCGUGAAUCAAUUGGAAGACUUAAAAAAACUAUAAAAUUAGAAAUAAAUGUGUGAUUAUUAUUAAUUUGGUAGUGUUUCAAAUUAUAUAAAAAUUCUUUUAUUUAUCUUUUAGUAGUAUUAUAUAGUACCAAAUUUUCCGACGUAAAAGAUCUUAUAGUCACAUAGUUCUUUUGUGAAGUAUUAAUGACUUAUGAAAUAUACUUUUGAGAAAGAGAAAUACUAAAUGAAGAAACACAUGCAUACACACAUAUACAUGAAAUAAAUACGAUAUUUAAUCGUAUCGUAUUAAGAGAUAGAGAUACGUGAAAUAUAAAUGUUAAUAUUUCUUUAUAUAUAUUUUAUUAUUUUUUUGAGGUGUCUUGCGUGCAAUCUAUCUAAGCUCAUAUUACGUACGAUAUUUGAUCAUAUCGUAUUAAAAGAUGGAGAUACAUGAAAUAUGAAUAUUAAUAUUCGUUUUAUGUAUCUUUUAUUAUUCUGUUUAAAGACAUCUUUGUGCAAUGUAUCUAAAUUUAUAUUACAUAUGUAUCUAGUUAUUAUAGUAAUCACGUAUAUUAUUAUAACAAAAUUACAAGAAAAUUCUAAUAUAUAUAUAUAUAUAUAUAUAUAUAUAUAUAUAUAUAUAUAUAUAUAUAAUAUAUAGAAAACCAAAUUUUAAGGAUUACAAUGGUAAAUAUAAAUAUAAUUGUUUUCUCACCUCCUAUUGUCUGUAUACAUUAUAAUAUGCAUAAAAACACCAGAUAGGAAUAAACAACAAUAACUAAAGAGAAGUGCUUCUAUAGAACUACAUUUAUAUCUCUAUAAUUUUUUAAACUGAAUUCAUAUUUAUACAGACAGUAAAAAACGUGAACACCAAUUGUUUUUAUCAGAAUCUUAUCAAAAAAAAUAUUUUGAUUAUCUCUUCCUUUUAAAAACCGUCCAGAAAAAGAUAUAAAAGUUCGAGAAAUUUGUUCAUAUCUUAAAAAUUUGAAACUGUUUAAGAUAUAUAAUAAUAUUUUUUACGUCAAAUUAUUUCUUUCAUUCUAGAUAUAUCAGACUAUUUUUAUUAUGGAAUAUUAUGUGUAGAGAAAGAACAAUAUGUGUCAGAGUGUGAUAAUAUCAUAUUUUAGUUAUUUCUUUCAUUAGCCCUAUUUUUUUUCUUUAUAUAUAUAUAUAUAUAUCUAUUUAACGUUUAUAAUGAUAAAAACACAUAAUUUAUGUUUAUGUAUGUGGAAUAUAAAGCGAGAGGAUCGUAUGUCCUUUUUGUAUCAUUUGUAAGACCACUAUUAACCAGUUUCAUAAGCAAAAAAACGUGCCAAGACAUACGUAAUUAUUGCGUUGAUAAACUUCGUUAUAAUGUUAGUUCGUAGAAUAAAUUAUCUCUCUGUAGGAUAAACAGUGAAUGUAAUAUGUUUUAUCUAUCGAUACUAAAUCGGAAAAUGUAAUAUAAACGUUAUUUUAAUACGCGUAAGUGUCUUGUAUGUAGAGCUUUAAAAUGUCUCUAAAAUCAAAAAUGAUGGCUACCAAGAGACAAAAAUUACAUGAUAAAUUGUGUUUUAAUGAGUUUAAAAAAAUUUUUAAAUAAUUAAUUCUUACUCGAACGAUAUAAUUAUGUGUACAGUGAUUUGAAAUAAUUUGAGUAAUGCUUUUAACAAACAGAUCCAUAUAUUCUACAAAAAAAAAUUUUUCUUUUGUUUAACAAUUAUUAAACAAUUAUUUUUAUUAUUAUUAUAAUAAAAUUAUGUACACAUUCUGAUGUCACUUUAAAAAUUAUAGAAAAACUAUAUUAUAUGUAUAUGUGGCUCUAAUGAUUGUAUCAUGAUGUCAAGUAGUUUGUAUAGCUUAUUUAAACAGGAACAGAAAUAUACUGAAAAGAUUAAUUUAUAGUAGAAUGUCAUUGUUACCAUAGUUACGUCGAUGUGUAAAGAAUGUUAAAAAACAUUCAUAUCAAAAAAAAUCCAUAUCAGAACAAAACACAUUUCGCUAUUUAAUGAUAUUAUAUAAUAAAAAAUUUUAGAAAAAGAUUCUUACACACAAAGAAGGAAUUAUAAUUUGAAAAACUCAAAUAAGUUUAGAAAAUAGAAUGUUGUAAGAGAAGAAUAUUAACGCUUUGACUUAGCCAAAGAUCUUUUUAUAGCUACUACAUACAUUUAUUCUAAAAAAAAAAAAAUAAAUAAAAUAAAAGUGUUAAAGAGUAACAGUAGUUAUAAUAAUGAAGUUUUUAUUGCACUGAAAAUGACACAUACAAAAACUAUAUAUAUGAUGAUGAAAUAUAUAAAUAAAGUAUAAAUAUAAACCAAA